Molecule: messenger RNA, 1545 nt
Organism: Echinostoma caproni
Lineage: Eukaryota; Metazoa; Platyhelminthes; Trematoda; Plagiorchiida; Echinostomatidae
Source: the annotation of a GenBank genome assembly
AUGGCUAGCACUGUUGCGCGUCAAAUCGGACCAGUCAGCUGGAAAAAAAGCAGCAAUCGUAAAUCUGUUUUCUCACAUUUGAGACGGAAUAAGAAGAAAACAAAUGAAUUUGACGAUCAUCUAUCCCUAACUGAGGAGUCCGAUGAUGCAUCGCAUGAAGAUAAUAAAGUCGCUGUCAAAGAGCAAACCAAUUCCGGCACCGACGAAGAUGAGAAGACGGAAGAUUUGUUGGUUGUUUUUGAAGCAUCCAAAAUUGUUCCAGAUCGUCCGGGCUCUUCUUCGUCCAAAUAUUCUCGGGAUCAGAAUGCAGCCAAACAGGCAAUAAAACCACAGAAGAUUACCAAACACGAGCACUCAUCCACCUCCUCUCCUGCGGCGGUUCGAACUUUGUCCGCUUCGAGGUCCAAUGUGGUUUCUUUGUCGUCUCCGCUGGACAAUAUGCUGGUGCUCAAAGAUGACGGGAAAGGUGGAUUCGGGGAAUUGUCCAUGGUAUCGUUCAUUGACGAUGAGUCAAUUCGAAACACAGUCACACCAGAACUUAUAGAAGACGAAACGUCCGAAAUUAAGUCUGUGUUCUCAUCAAGUAAAGUAAUUCUAUCCGUGGAUGAACUGGGCCAGGAACCAGACUCCCGAGCAACCUUGAAAAAUUCGCGACGGAAAGACGUUAGUCGAGGAAAACAAGAUACGUUAGAAGAACGACCAAGCACAGUAUCUGAAGUAGAAGAAUGUUUGGAUACCGAAACCCAUUCGAACUCAGUGGGCGUUGUAUCGGACUCGCCAUCUGAGCCAUCCCAUUCACAAGAAUCAGAUGUCAUCUCCGUUUCUGAAGCAAACGAAUCCAUCGCUCCUCCCACUCCCGGCUCACCGUUUGUUCCAUCUGCUCCAGUCGUUUCGGAUGAACCGGACGAUAAUGACCUCUACUCCGAUGAUUUCGAUUCGGAACCUGAAAUGAACCCAAAUUCAGUUUCACAAACAGCCAGUUCUAUGUCUCAUUCAUCCAAGAUGACAACAAAAGCAGAACGACGAGGAGUACGAUUGGACGAGGCAGAUAAAAAGCAAUUACCACACCGAAAAACCAGAUAUCAGAAGUCGGAACCUCAGAAAAGUCCGAAAUCGGUCGAGAAAACCGUGAAGUCCGUUGAAGUACAAACCAUGUGGACAGGUGGCUAUUUCCCUGAUGACACCGGACGAUCCCCUCCCGGUGUUAAAACAUGGAUUCCGUCUACUGGCUAUGUUCCCGAACUGACUCACGCCCCACCCUUACAACCGAAACCGAUCAUGAAAACGGUUUUAGACGACAAGGCGUUGCAAACUCUGACCGAAUACAAUCCGUGCAUUGUGGCUCUGGACAAUAUGUUAAAACAACAAAUGAAUAUUACACGAGACUUUUUAGCCACACAACGACAACUACACAACGCGAUCAGCUGUUUUAACAGUUGCCUGGAGUUAGCACGCACAUUGACCAGUUCCGGACACAUGCUCACGUCCAAUCCUUUGAACAAGGAGAACGCGAAUCACACCCUUGAUAAUCCGUUCAACGGAUAG